AUGUCGAUAUCAACUUUAUCAUUUAUAAAAAAAAGAGCUAUUUCUAUUUAGAAAAAAGAAGAAGCUUACUUACAAAUUUAAUUUAAUGAUGUUUAUGAUAUUUCAUGUAGCGAUAUUAAUUAAUAGAAAAGAUAUACAAUAUGUAGUACAAUAGAUUAGAGUAAAUAAAUAGUUAUAGGCAAGGCAAUAAGUCAAUUAGUCACAAACGAAACCAAAUUUUAUACCUUAAAAUAUAAAGUUAUUGCAGAAGAAAUUAACUCUACACCAAUCAAAGUUAAAAACUAUGAAUUUGAAAUUAAUGUGAAAUAGCUUUUUGAAUAUUGCUAAAAUGAAUAGAAAGCAGAAUAUCACAAAGAUGAUUAAAUAGCAUUUUAUGAGCAGAAAGGUAACCCUUAAGGUUUUGCUGAAUUAUCUAUUCUUUUUAGUGUAUUAGGAAAACAUGAUAAGAAUAAUAGGCAAAAAUGA
This is a messenger RNA of Tetrahymena thermophila SB210, 465 nucleotides long. RefSeq lists its product as hypothetical. The record is from RefSeq and is a predicted model, not a curated record. Lineage: Eukaryota; Ciliophora; Oligohymenophorea; Hymenostomatida; Tetrahymenidae. The transcript has a single exon.